Molecule: messenger RNA, 540 nt
Organism: Bipolaris oryzae ATCC 44560
Lineage: Eukaryota; Fungi; Ascomycota; Dothideomycetes; Pleosporales; Pleosporaceae
Exons: 4
Coding region: 1-540 (179 amino acids)
Biological process (GO): mitotic DNA replication initiation
Cellular component (GO): GINS complex
Source: RefSeq, a predicted model, not a curated record
AUGAGUUCGUACUACGACGUCGAUGCAAUCCUUACAGAUGCCCAGAAGGUACCCUGUACCUUUGAGCUUACCGUUCCUGGUCUCGGCUAUCUCGAGGGUAACAUGAACGGCGACAUGAAGCAAGGCUCAAAGGUCGAACUCCCCUUGUGGCUAGGCGAGAUGCUUGCACUGAGCCAGAGUCUAAACACUUCCUCUCUUGUCACCAUCGAUCCUCCCUCGGCCCUCUCUCCACGCGUCUUGAACGCACUCAAAGCUGACCCACGUACCGUCGAUCUGCGUGCCUUGGCUCCGCACUUUUAUAAUCUCGGAGCACGUAUUCUCGAGCUAUUCGAGGAGGAAGAAAUAAUCGAGGUACUGAGCGAUACCUUCAAGGCCAGGGCUGCUUUAAUAGCUGAUCAAGCCCAUAACCCACGGGGUGCAUUGGGCGAAGGUGCCGACUUUAUGCGGGGCCUAGAUGAGAACGAACGGCAGCUGUUCCGUGCGGCACACGACAGCGCAAAAGGCGUGCGCACCUGGAUGACAGAUCUGAAGAAGAAAUGA